AUGAAACCGCCUUCACCGGGGAAUCCCGAGGACCGUUAUGCACGUCGCUCACUCCACAUUCGCAUACGUGAAGGCUAUUUAAUCGUCUGGGUGGUAUCGCCCGGCGAGGUUCAAUGGGCGGCGGCACCCGAGCGGCCUCCACGCCAGUCGCGCCUCAUGCCCCGGAGGGGCUGCACGUAUCCACGCUCCGCUCGCGACUUAUAUAAUCAUCCGCACGGUGAGUCCGCAGCCUCCGAGCCACCCCUCCCCUUCUACCCUCUCGUUCCCAUCGACCCCGCGAGCUCCGACCCACGCUAA
Molecule: messenger RNA, 297 nt
Organism: Pieris macdunnoughi
Lineage: Eukaryota; Metazoa; Arthropoda; Insecta; Lepidoptera; Pieridae
Source: the annotation of a GenBank genome assembly